AUGAAACGAACCGAUUCUUAUUACAAACAGUCAUUGGUGCAAGAGGAGCAACCUUGCACACAACAGCAGCAUCACACAGCAGCAGCAACAGCAGCAACAGCAGCAACAGCAGCAGCAGCAGCAGCAGCAGCAGCAGUAGCGGCACACAGUCAGCAUAUUUUUGCUCCUCUCCUCAACAUUUUAAAUCGUUGCAAACUGAAAAAGAUGGAAGCAUGUGAGAAUGAGAAAUGGUUGGGAUUAGAGAACGUUGCAGAAGGAAGGCCUGCAAGUGAUCUUUCUAUCUUGGAUAACAAUAACAGUACUAUAUAUAGUGAUACCGAGGGAUGUGUGAUGGCGAAAUGGAGUGGAAAAGUUGGUGUUUCUUCCUUUGACUUCUCUUCAAAUAUUAUGAUGAUUCGAUUCAUUCCCUCCUCCCCACUGUUUGGCCCAGAAGAAUCACCAUCUUUAUGGUCACAUCCGGAACGAAUACUUGCACUAAACAGUGGUAGGGAUGACCGUUCUCGUCAUUCAUCCUAA
Acanthocheilonema viteae is the source of this 516-nucleotide messenger RNA. The record is from the annotation of a GenBank genome assembly. Lineage: Eukaryota; Metazoa; Nematoda; Chromadorea; Rhabditida; Onchocercidae.